UUGAAGAAAUUAACUCAGAAAAUAAGCUCGAACACGCUUCCAUAGCCCUCGUUAAUGCAAAAUUUGAUAUUGAAACACAGAAACGGAAGCGAAGGAUAAUAAAGAGGAAGGCUAGGAAGAAGAAGAAGUAGUAGAAGGGCGAAGCGUGAGAGAGAGUGUUUUCCGCCCUCUCGCGCACACAUUUCACAGAUCAGAUCGAAAUCUGCCCAAUUGUUAGUUUCGCAAUUUUCCAUCUCUAAGAUCCAAUUUUUUCUUUUGCUGAGUGAGCACUUGAAUUUGUUUUUAGUUGGGGGCGAUUAGGUUUUUCCGAAUCCAAUGGCGUGCAUAAAAGGGGUGAAUCGAUCGGCCUCUGUGGCUCUGGCGCCGGACGAUCCUUACAUGGCGGCCGGAACCAUGGCGGGGGCGGUUGAUCUGUCAUUCAGCUCCUCUGCCAAUCUUGAAAUAUUUAAGCUUGAUUUUCAGUCGGAUGAUCAGGAACUGCCUUUGGUCGCCGAGUUUCCUAGUUCCGAGCGGUUCAAUCGUCUAUCUUGGGGGAACAACAGUUCUUCGUCUGAAGGUUUUGGUCUCGGCCUUAUUGCCGGUGGACUGGUUGAUGGGAACAUUGACAUCUGGAAUCCCCUUACUCUGAUCCGUUCGGAAGCAAAUGAAAAUGCUUCUGUUGCACACCUUGAGAGACAUAAAGGACCUGUUCGAGGUCUUGAAUUUAAUUCUAUUGCACCAAAUCUUCUUGCAUCUGGGGCUGAUGAUGGUGAAAUUUGCAUAUGGGAUUUGGCCAAUCCUUUGGAGCCCACUCAUUUUCCGCCACUCAAGGGUAGUGGAUCUGCUAGCCAGGGGGAAGUUUCAUUCUUAUCAUGGAAUAGUAAAGUCCAGCACAUUUUAGCAUCAACAUCUUAUAAUGGGACCACUGUGGUCUGGGAUCUAAAGAAGCAAAAGCCAGUGAUAAGCUUUUCAGAUUCAGUUAGAAGACGGUGCUCAGUUUUACAGUGGCAUCCUGAUAUUGCCACACAGCUUGUUGUUGCAUCAGAUGAAGAUGGUUCUCCUACUGUGAGGCUUUGGGAUAUGAGGAACAUAAUGACACCAAUAAAGGAGUUUGUGGGACAUACUAAAGGUGUAAUUGCAAUGUCAUGGUGUCCCAAUGAUAGCUCUUACUUGCUAACCUGUGGCAAAGAUAGUCGCACCAUAUGCUGGGACACAAUUACUGGAGAGAUUGUCUGCGAAUUGCCAGCUGGAACCAACUGGAAUUUUGAGGUUCACUGGUAUCCUAAGAUACCUGGAGUGAUAUCAGCAUCUUCCUUUGAUGGAAAAAUUGGCAUAUACAACAUUGAGGGUUGCAGUCGAUAUGGUGUUGGGGAACAUGAUUUUGGCGCAGCACCUCUGAGAGCUCCAAAAUGGUAUAAACGUCCUGUUGGAGUCUCAUUUGGCUUUGGGGGCAAGCUGGUGUCAUUUCAAUCCAAGUCAUCUGCUGCAGGUGCACCAACUGGGCCGUCAGAGGUAUUUGUGCACAACUUGGCUGCUGAAGACAGUCUUGUGAGUAGGUCAUCUGAAUUUGAAGCUGCAAUACAAAGUGGGGAAAGAGCAUUAUUAAGGGCUUUAUGUGAUAAAAAAUAUCAGGAGUCACAAUCUGAGGAGGAAAGGGAAACCUGGGGCUUCUUAAAGGUUAUGUUUGAAGAUGAUGGGACUGCACGAACAAAACUACUCACUCACCUUGGUUUCAGUGUACCUAGUGAAGGAAAAGACACAGUUGCAGAUGGUCUUACCAAAGAAGUAAGUGGUCUUGGACUUGAGGACACAUCUGUCGAUAAAGUAGGACUUGAGGCGGCCAAUGAACCCACUGUUUUCCCUUCUGACAAUGGGGAAGAUUUCUUUAACAAUCUUCCUAGCCCCAAAACUGAUACACCUGUGUCUACUUCUGGUGGCAACUUCGUUGUGGAAGAUGCCAAUGGUUCAGAGAAAAUCCAAGAAGAGUUGGAAAUGGAGGAGAGUGCUGACUCUUCAUUUGAUGACAGUGUUCAACGUGCUCUGGUCCUUGGAGACUACAAGGGAGCAACUGCGCAAUGCAUAUCUGCAAAUAAGUGGGCUGAUGCUUUAGUUAUUGCUCAUGUUGGCAGUGCUUCCUUGUGGGAAAGUACACGGGAUCAAUACCUUAAGCUAAGCCGGUCCCCAUACUUGAAGAUUGUAUCAGCAAUGGUGAGCAAUGACCUCUUGAGCCUUGUGAACUCCAGGCCUCUGAAGUUUUGGAAGGAAACUCUUGCUCUUCUAUGCAGUUUUGCACAGAGAGAUGAGUGGACAAUGCUUUGUGACGCACUUGCUUCAAAACUUAUGGUGGCUGGCGAUACAUUAGCUGCGACACUUUGUUUUAUAUGUGCUGGAAAUAUUGAUAAAACAGUUGAAAUUUGGUCAAGGAGACUGCAGAGUGAGCAUGAAGGAAAAUCUAAUGUUCAGCUUCUACAGGAGUUGAUGGAGAAGACUAUUGUUCUUGCUGUAGCAACUGGGCAAAAGAGGCUUAGUUCAUCUCUUUGCAAGCUUGUUGAGAAAUAUGCUGAAAUUUUAGCAAGUCAAGGGCUGUUAACUACUGCAAUGGAGUAUCUGAAACUCUUAGGAUCUGAUGAGCUUCCAACUGAACUUGUGAUCUUAAAAGAUAGAAUUGCUCUUUAUACAGAACCUGAGCUGGAAUUAAAGGCUACUACUGCUUUUGAAAAUUCUCAAUCACGGAGCAGAUCUUUUUAUGGUGCUGAUAAUUCUUCAUAUGGUGGAAAUUAUCAGGAGUCAGCACCCGCACAAGUGCAGCAAAGUGUUCCUGGAACUGCAUAUAAUGAAAACUAUCAACAACAGUAUGAUACUUCAUAUGGAAGAGGGUAUACAGUUCCCGCUCCAUAUCAGCAACCUCAACAGCCUAAUUUAUUUGUUCCGUCACAGACCCAUCAGGUUCCUCAGCCAAACUUCUCUCCUGCUGCCGUCACACAGCCUCCUUUGAGAUCUUUUGAUCCUCAGACUCCUCCUACUCUAAAAAAUGCAGCGCAAUAUCAGCAGCCCACCUUGGGUUCUCAAUUGUAUUCUACACCUAGCAAUCCACCUUACCAACCUCCAAGCCCUGUUCAUGGCCAGAAAUUACCGCAUGUUGUGGCACCGACCCCUCAUUCAAGGGGAUUCAUGCCAGUUCCUACUCCCAGCGCCGUCCAAAGACCUGGUGUGGGAUCAAUGCAACCACCUGUCAGGAAUCCUCAGGCAGGAUCUGUACAACCGACUACAUCGCCAGCAGCUCCACCUCCUACAGUGCAGACAGCAGAUACUUCAAAUGUUCCUGUGCACCAAAGGCCUGUUGUAACCACGUUGACAAGGCUUUUUAAUGAGACAUCAGAAGCACUAGGAGGUUCACGUGCAAAUCCAGCUAAGAAGCGUGAGAUAGAAGACAACUCCAAGAAACUCGGUGGGUUGUUUGCCAAAUUGAACAGCGGGGACAUCUCUAAAAAUGCUUCUGAUAAGCUGCUUCAGCUAUGUCAGGCAUUAGACAACGGUGAUUUUGGUACUGCCUUGCAAAUUCAGGUGCUUCUCACUACCACGGAGUGGGAUGAAUGCCAGUCCUGGUUAGGCUCACUCAAGCGAAUGAUCAAAACAAGGCAGAGUGUGAGACUAAGUUAAGAAGAUGCAGAUCCUCUCUGAUUUUGGAAAAUUUUAUGGGAUCUGCUGCUUACGGUGCUAACCAUUUCAUCAAUGGACACAAGAGUCAAGACCACCUCUAGAUUUUGCAGAUGCUGGGUUUUCGUUCUUUGCUCUUCCACAAUUUCUUGCAAUGCCCGCUGCUUUCGUAUCUAUUUUAUUGUUAAAAGCAGAUAGUAAAGGUAGCUUUUGGUACAUGAUCAGAAAAGCUUUAGCAGAUUGUUUUUCAUCCAUUCUGUGUAAGAUGGAGGAGAGUCUUCUUUUUGGUUUGGCCCCUUUCAGAAAUUCCUAGAUGGUUUUUCCCCCCACACCCCUGUUAGGUUGCUGAAAGUUGUGUCAAUGAUGAUGUCAGCGUCACCUUUAUAGAUUAAUUGUUUUCUUUUUAAAUUUGUACUGCCAUAGUCAUAUGAUUAUUAUUGAUUGACCCUCAAAGGAUUGAAUAAUGUAACCCCUGUUUCUAUGUUUUC
Molecule: messenger RNA, 4124 nt
Organism: Neltuma alba
Lineage: Eukaryota; Viridiplantae; Streptophyta; Magnoliopsida; Fabales; Fabaceae
Product: protein transport protein SEC31 homolog B
Exons: 22
Coding region: 316-3639 (1107 amino acids)
Biological process (GO): endoplasmic reticulum organization; COPII-coated vesicle cargo loading; endoplasmic reticulum to Golgi vesicle-mediated transport
Cellular component (GO): COPII vesicle coat; endoplasmic reticulum exit site
Molecular function (GO): protein binding; structural molecule activity
Source: RefSeq, a predicted model, not a curated record